AGACAUUGAUGUCUUUGAUGAGAGGUGUAGAAGAAAUCGAAGACAAAGGCACGCCGGUAUUUUUCGUCGGCGUUGGCGAUUUUGACGAGAAAAGCAAAUGAUGCAGUAGACCGUCUUUAUUUUGUAGAGCUUGUUAAAACUCGUCACGGCUUCCGAAAGGCAUAAGAAGCUGUUUGGCUACCAAGAUGGACGGAGAUUAGCGAAGAAGAGUUACCUUUGUGUAUAUUGUCAAAUUUGUCAUUGUGUUCGUUUCCUUUGUUAGUAAAAAAGCAUUAAUAUAUCACGUCUCUUUAGGAAGAGCUAAUUUCGAAAACAAAAAUAAAAAAAUCUAGCAAUCAGAAAUUAAAUACAUUUAAUUCACAGGUUUGUAAGAUUUCAAAACAAAUAUAUAAUAAAUUCGGUAAAGCCUAAUGACCACAUAAAACACGUGCUUGAAUAAAUACAACAUUGUUUAUGUAAGUCACGCAUAUCAGAGUGAUUUAAGUUGUAAACAUGCCUGUUUUAUUAAAUAUCAAUUUGAUUUGAUUCGCUCAUGUAACCUUGAUAUAUUGUAGACAAAAGCAUCUCUGUUUGAUGAUUUGUCAAUGGGCUUUAUGCGCAGUUCUUCUGGGCUAUCAAUUGAGGAUGAGGAGGAUAUUCGAGACAUUCAAGAAGUCUCAAUGACACGGUUUCAAAAUGAAAAGGAAAUAGAGACAAAGGUUUACGCUGAAAGCAAAAAUGACGCUUUUCCGGUUAUUGGUUCCCGCGUGCGCCGUGGUCCUGACUGGGUGUGGGAUAAUCAAGACCAUCAUGGGCCUGGAACCGUCGUCGGUCACUCAGAAGAUGAUUUUAAAGUGUGGGUCACAUGGGAUUUCGAUAACAUGACCACCGUUUAUCGAUAUGGUCUAGGCGCAUAUGACGUCAUAGUGACAGACGAGCCACGUACGUUGAAACCAGGGAAGACAAUGGCGGUCGGCUGUAGGGUGAAACCAGGCCGAGAUGCUAGAAUGCUAGAUGCUAUAUGGAGCGACAUUGCCUUUUCCACCCAAGGAGUGGUUAUACGUAAGGGCUCGCAAAAGGCACAUGUGCGCUGGGAGAAUGGCAAGCGUGGAGAUUACAGCUAUGGCAAAGAUGGUCGAUAUGAAAUAGAAAUAUGUACAACAGCCCAGGAACAUAUCGGCGACUUCAGCUGCAAUACAUUUGCAGCCGCCUCAACGCACCGUGCAAACAAUAAGAAGGCGAACACAAAUAAAAACAAAAACGCCAAAAUAUGAAAAACUUAAAUUAUUAAUGAAGCGAAUGAAAUAAAUGUUUGACAAACAAUAACUAUACAAACGUGACAUACCAUAAACCACGGAAUAUAUUUCAAUGCCGGCAGUGUAAAGUUUAUUCCUGUUCAUUAUAAUGUAGGAACAUAAUAUUUCAUGUAUUGUAUGUUUUUGGUGUGUUUGUUCUCAUUAUUUUAUUAUCAUAAGUUUAUGGAGUCACAAUGACUUCAACAUCGGAAGACGUUGUUCUAAGGAAAAUACGU
Molecule: messenger RNA, 1510 nt
Organism: Dreissena polymorpha
Lineage: Eukaryota; Metazoa; Mollusca; Bivalvia; Myida; Dreissenidae
Exons: 7
Coding region: 585-1253 (222 amino acids)
Biological process (GO): protein ubiquitination
Molecular function (GO): ubiquitin-protein transferase activity; metal ion binding
Source: RefSeq, a predicted model, not a curated record